AGACGUUCCGAUUUAUUUAACCUAACCUUCAAUGUAUGUAUCCAAUUAAAUAACUCACUAUAGAAUAUUAUCUUCGAAUCUUAAAAUAUAAUUUCUCUAUCUCAGGUUAGGUAAGGCAAGGUGGACUUCAGGAGACACUAAAAUGCACUAUAAAAACAUAUAUUAUGUUGGUGGGAAGGGGGAAAUGAGGUAUGCUGGUGAAUAGUAAACCUCACUAAUCUAAUUUGUUCAGUGUGGUUGAAUCUCGAGCCGGUGUGGGAAAAUAUUCCUUUCCGACCUCAGAAGCCCAAAUAGGUCCCUCAUUAAAAUACGUUGGGUGCAAUUUCACACAUACCAUGUGUGAUUUCCAGUCUAGUCAUUCAUGGUAAGACGCCAACUUGUAAGAAUCCUAGAAAAGAUUUAGGCGAAGGAAAAUAGCUAAGCUACAUAGCUCAGAGAUAUUUGUUUCAUUCAUGCAUAUUGCUUUUGAGAAGUUACCAUUGAUGAAGGUUUCUAUUUCUCCGGUGGGCGUCAGCAUCACUAGAAAAGGGAAGGCAAGGACUCUGGGCUUAGGAGUCAAGAUGAUACCCUAUGUGGCGUUGUGCAAAUAUUUUCCUGUCGCUAUAGUUGUGGUCAUAGUUUUCAGUGUCAAUGGAUACAUUGAAGAUCCUCUUUUUGACUGCCUGCAAGAUUCAGACUAUGCCGAACUCCAUGAAAUUGUGAACAGAGGUCUUCCCUUCACAAAGACACCUCAUCGGAUUGCCAUCGUCGGUGGUGGUAUUGCUGGACUGACUGCAGCAAAGUUUCUGGAGGACGCAGGGCACAAGGUGACUUUAAUAGAGGCAAGUGGUCGAAUUGGAGGACGGGUGGAGACCUACAGAAAUAGAAGAGAGGGAUGGUAUGCAGAACUGGGUGCUAUGAGGAUCCCUAGCUUUCACAAAAUUCUUUUAUCAUUUGCAUUAAAAAUGGGCCUUGGACUGAACCCAUUUAUCCAGGAUGACAUCAACACAUAUUACUAUGUGAACGGGUUGCUGCAGAAAACAUACAGAGUUAAAGAGAACCCAGACGUGCUGAACUAUCCCUUGACUGACAAGGAAAGGGGAAAAUCGGCUGGUCAGCUCUUCGACUUGGCCCUGUGGAAGAUAAGGGAUGAUAUCAAGACAGCUGGCUGCGAGGCCAUGUUGAGAAAAUAUGACUCGUACUCAGUCAAGGAGUAUCUAGUGAAGGAGGGGAACCUGAGUCGUGGUGCCAUGCGCAUGAUUGGAGAUAUCCUGAAUGAGAACAGCCUCUUCUACGCAUCACUUACUGAGAUGCUGUAUAUUCAGUCAGAUAUUAACGACAACACUGUCUAUUACGAGAUCACUGAUGGGUUUGACCAUUUACCAAGGGCAUUUUACCAGGCCCUCAAUAGUACCAUUCUUCUCAACUCCAAGGUCCGACUCAUCAGUCAAACCAGCAGCAACGUAACCGUAUCCUACCAGGACUGGCGCAAUCCAUCCUCCCUGACCAACCUUACAGUAGACUAUGCCCUGGUGACAGCUACAGCGAAGGCUACCCUCUUCAUGGAUUUCCAACCCCCGCUGUCACCCCAGAAAAUGGAGGCCCUGCGGUCCGUGCACUACGCCAGCUCCACCAAGGUGGUCCUCAGCUUCAGUGAGAGAUUCUGGGAAAAGGAGGGCAUCAAAGGGGGGAAGAGCAUCACAGAUCUCCCCUCUCGUUUCAUCUACUACCCUAGCCACAGCUUCCCAGGCACGGCUGGGGGGGCUCUCCUGGCAUCCUACACCUGCUCCGAUGACUCCACUCUGUUCCAGGGGGUCAGCGAGGAUGAACUGAAGGCCUUGGUGCUGGAUGACCUGGUAAAGAUCCAUGGGGAGGCUAUACGACCUCUCUGCACUGGAGGGUUGGUGAAGAAGUGGGGGCUGGAUCCCUUCAGCCUGGGGGCUUUUGCCAUUUACACACCUUACCAGCAGACGGACUACGCCUCGGACCUGUUCAGGAAUGAGAGCAGAGUCCACUUUGCUGGGGAGCAUACGGCCCUACCUCACGCUUGGAUCGAGACUGCCAUGAAAUCUGCACUAAGGGCAGCCAGGAACAUCAGUAACCUGGCAUGAUAUACAUCUGGGGCCUGGGGACAUCGAUUGUAUUUUGAUUAGCUUGAGAAGCCAUGAUUAAAGGGUGAAUGUUGACAAACUAAAUUACGAAAUUAAAUGGCCAAACCAAAAGCAAUACAUUUUUGUAACGUUUUUUAGAACUGUCUGAUGAUGCAUUCGCUAGUAUACAUGUGUUCUGCUUUACUCAAUAUGAAUGGCACAACAUGAUGAGAUGAGUGUGGAUGAAAUGAAACAGAACUGAACAUGUUUACUGGCCUAUUUACAAGUAAAAAUUCAGGGCGUAUUGUUUAUACCUUUUCCCCUUUCUAACCUGUAUUCUUUUUGUGUGUACUGUUUUAAACUGGCAAUUUUGUUACACAUACUAAAGUAUUGUAGGAAAGAAAACUAUGUAAAAUGAGGAUGUCACACAUAUGUUACAUAGAUGUAAUGAGCAGCAUGGUGUAGGUGUAGUUCUUGGGCCUACUUUUUUUAAAUGUUAUUUUAAUAAAGCCGUAUUGUAACCAAAAA
Messenger RNA from Oncorhynchus nerka (sockeye salmon), 2597 nucleotides. Its product is annotated as L-amino-acid oxidase-like. Gene Ontology annotation, molecular function: L-amino-acid oxidase activity. Lineage: Eukaryota; Metazoa; Chordata; Actinopteri; Salmoniformes; Salmonidae. The transcript has 8 exons. Bases 453 to 2090 code for a protein of 545 amino acids. Gene Ontology annotation, biological process: amino acid catabolic process. The record is from RefSeq and is a predicted model, not a curated record.